UAGUAGGAGAUGUACAAGAAAAAGUCAGGUUUGGUCCAUGUUAAGGAAAUCAACAUGAUUUCAACAUUAAUGAAAUCAACAUUCUAAUUGAGUAGAAUAAUUCAUUUCUGAAAUGUAUUCAUACUAUCGUAGAGUUAAUUAUUUCAACCACAGUCUAAAGAAAUGAAGAGUGCCAAACAUGCAGGAGGUUGUUGCACCAGCAGUAAUAGGGAUUGUAUCACUGUGGUACACUUUUGGUAGCGGCACCAGACUAGAUGUUGGAAGUAACAGUGCCCCCACCCUCACCGUCCUGCCCCCAUCUAGUGAGUAGCUGUCCAGUACAACAACAGCCACACUGAUGUGUCUGGCCAACAAGGGCUUCCCCUCAGACUGGACCUUGAGCUGGAAAGUGGACGGGACCAGCCAGAAGCAGGAGGCCAGUCCUACGGUCCUGGAGAAGGAUGGCCUGUACAGCUGGAGCAGCACCCUGACUCUCACUGGCCAGGAGUGAACCAAGGCAGGAGAGGUGACCUGAGAAGCCCAGCAGAAAUCCCAGACUCCAGUCACCAAGACCCUGAGGAGGGCUGACUGUUCUGGAUGGAGGAUGGGAAUGACCAAUGUUUGAGAGGGAUGCACUCAGUCCAGCCGGGGACAACAGGUUACCAUUUAACAGCACCUGAGAGAAGGAGAUAUCGUCGGUCCAUGAAUUGGGAGACUAUAUUCAGCAUUCAGAAUCUAUUUGUUGCAGAUACCGUAGCCUGUUUCACCUCUUCCACGACUAAACACAGUAAACCAAUGCUAUUUCUGGAAAAUAUGUAUAACACUUUGGCGUCAGUGCCAUUUGCAGCAAACUAUCAGAGGGGAAAGGAUAUAAAUGUGUCCAGGAAGCUCAAGAUGGAGGAUAUACUAUGAUAUAGUUGUGGGGCUAUGACAUCAAACUGAGACCUUCACCUUGGUUAAUGGUUCCAUGUUGUUAAUGGCGGUCAGGCCAUUAAGCCCAUUACCUCCAACAAUCUCUUUAGCUGUGUUUGGUUUCCCAUUGACUAUUAAAAUCACCUCCGGUCUAAAUCCAAUUAAAACAUUGUUCACAAAAUGUCUGAAGAGUAUCGCAAGGGUAGAGGGGAUCCAAAAAGGACUGUUGUUGUAAUCUCUUUGUAAAUUUCUCAGAUGUUACCAAAAAUAGAAGCUAGCAUGACAAACUAACUGAAGCUAUAGCAUGCUAGCUAACCAAAUACGUUGUCGAGUUUAAUUUGGUCUCAUGAUGACAGUGGAGGCUGCUGAGGGGAGAACGGCUCAUAACGGAUAGCUGAAAUGGAGUUAAUGGAAUGGUAUCAAAAACAUGAUACCGUUCCAGCCAUUAUUAUGAGCCGUCCUCCCUUAAGCAGCCUCCACUGCAUGACGACAGUUUCUCACUUUGUACGUUUUUUGGAAGAAUUACAGCAAUUGGCUCAAUUUACAUUCAAAAGCUAACUUUGGUAAUGAUCACUAAUGUCUAUGGGAAGGCUAGGAGACAUGCCUCUCCUUCGACGCCAUAUCAUUCGUUGCUGAAUUUCUGCUGGAACAUUUUUACAUUUUAGUCAUUUUGCAGACACUUAUCCAGAGCACACAUCUUCAACUUUUGACAUUUUUUAUACUGGAUUCAAAACACACAACCCUGGUGUUGCAAGCACCAUUCUCUACCGACUGAGCCACACGGGACCUCUAUUUGCAUGGACUUUGCAGGAUAUUAUGGGAUUGAUAGACAACAAAACAAUUAUAUAGCCUAUGUAAGGAUGUGUAACCAGAUGUGUUUCGUUAUCUAAUACAGUUUAUCAGAUUCAGAACACACAUCUAGUACAUUUCCUGUUGCGUUAGUUUAUAUCGCCAUCCAAUCCCAUUCCAAGUGCCAUAAAGUACAGUAGUGCAUACAGGUCCUGGACUGAUAUUGGUUCAUAAAAUGCUUGUCGACCACUUGUAUUAUAAUCUGCUGAGAUAAGGCAUGUGAGUGCAUGUGUCCUUAUUGGGAUGAUAUUCACAGGACAUACCAGAAUAGGGGACUUUCUUGCCGGCUUGUUGAUGCUACAAAUCAACCAGAUUGGGUACUAAAAUCCUGAUAAGUGACUCCUCCACACCGAGAGAGGGGGUGCCUGGGUGGUUUCUGAGUCCAAGCCAUCAUAAACACCUCUGCCCCUGACCAUAGAGCGAGAGGAUGCGGCACUCACCAUAGUGACAUGGAACUCUGGUGACCACGCAGGUGGAAGCAAUGCCCGAAAUAAACAGAUAAAUGAGACAGAAAGAGGGGGGCUGCGGAUGCAGAUAACACCACGACACGACGCCUCCGCCAACAAGAUUUACUGUGAAGUGGGGCUACAGAGGGGGGUGUGUGGGGAAGGUGGGUUAACAGCCAGUCGUAAAGAACCGGGGGAGGGGUUGCCUCAUAGGGAGAAACAAGGGAGAACGGGAGGAGAGAAAGAAAAAGAGAGAGAAAGAGAGAGUGAGCAAGAAAGGGACGUAGAUAAAGCCUGAACCGGCAUCAUGAGCUGUGCACUGCCCUACGACUCCUUGCCCGCUCGGCUGAGCCCCACGCGAGCGGUGAACUGGGAACGUGAGCAGCUAGCGGCGCAGAGGCUCUCCUCUCCCAGAGGGCUGAGCCUCCUCAACCCUUCUACUGGGCUUCGGCGGCACUCGGCACUCCCCGGGUACAUGCUCUCGCCCUUCCAGGAGCAGCAACACCAGGAGCACCAGGAACAGCUGCAGCAACAGCGCCUCUCAUUGUCCCUGUGCUCCGAGGCCUCCAUGGCGCCCCCUGCUCCUCACAUGGGUGGACCCCUGCCCUGCUGCCGGCCAGUGGGCGUCAUGCCCCUGCUGCGCCUGGCCCUGCUGGCCUUCAGCUGCCUCUUUUGGGCGGCCGGUCUGGCCAUCUUCACCCUGGGCGUGUGGGCCCAGGUAUCACUGGCUGACUACAUGCUGCUGUCGGCCAACCGCUACCCCAAUGCCCCGCUCAUCCUUCUGGCCACGGGGGCCACCAUCACAGCCUGGGGCUUCCUGGGCUGUCUGGGAGUGGCCGCCAACCUACCCUUCGUGCUGCGGGCAUACGGCUUCAUCCAGUUGGCGGCACUGAUGGCAGGGCUAGCCGCCGGCCUCUCGGGCCUGUUUUACCGCGAGGACAUCGCCGGAGGGUUCCGUAGCGGACUGCAGCAUGCAGUGGCGGGCUAUGGCGAAGAUGAGGGCCGCUCCAACGCUCUGGAUAGCCUGCAGAGGGCACUAGAGUGCUGUGGGGCCGAGGGCUGGCGUGAUUGGCUGACCUCCGACUGGGCCAAUCAGGACGCAGCCUUCUCGCCCAUGGGCAAUGGCUCCUCUGUGUCGCUACCCGACAGCUGCUGUAUGCAACGCAUGGGCUGCAGAAACCGACCCUUGCCAGCCGUGGGCAGUGAAGGGGUGGCGGCUGCUGGGAUCCAUCCCCACGGAUGUUUCCGGAAGGUGUUCAGUUUCGUCAAUGAUAACGUCUUCCACAUUGCUGCUACCGUGCUGGGGCUAGCCUUCACCCAGAUAGGUGGCAUCGCCCUGGCCUGUCUACUUGCUAAUCGCCUGCAACCAAGACUACACCGACCAGUCGCACACUAAUAAAGAGAGUGGGCAAUACUGGACCUUGACUAGGGAUCAACCAAUCGCAGAGUUAUACCAUUUGGCCUGUACAAGGCCUCGAACUUCACAUUUGGGAUUUUGUGUAGAAGAGGAAAAUGGAGGACAUUUAUUUUUACUCUGUCAUUACUUUAAUCCAAGAACGAGGUUAGCUGUGACAUACCUGCUCCUUUUCAUAUCCACUCACCAUCUCUUUCUCCGACCAACAAUCCUGAGGUAUUUACUGUAUAAGACCGACCAUUGACUGACUGUAAAUAUACUGCCUGCUGUUCAUGAACAAAUGUGAACACUGUACAUAUACAUGUGUGAAAUGACUGUUUAACAAGAUUUGCAGUGAAACAAAGUGUUAUUUCAUUAUGUGCUGUUUUGGCAGUCAUAAUAACUCAUUUAGUUGUUCCUUGUAAAUAAUCCGGCACAGAGGAAUGUAAUAUUUACUGUUAUAUUUGAACAGUAUGAUUGUUAUGAUCAGACCAUACACUCUUAGACAAAA
This is a messenger RNA of Oncorhynchus masou masou (cherry salmon), 4090 nucleotides long. Its product is annotated as tetraspanin-7-like. Gene Ontology annotation, cellular component: plasma membrane. The coding region runs from base 2494 to 3582 and encodes 362 amino acids. Lineage: Eukaryota; Metazoa; Chordata; Actinopteri; Salmoniformes; Salmonidae. The transcript is spliced from 3 exons. The record is from RefSeq and is a predicted model, not a curated record.